UGGAGCUUCACCCUGCUGGUGCACAUUUGUGCACACAAUUGGAAACAGUCAGGAGGAAGGGAAAGCCUUUGUGUGCUUUAAAAAGGAUGUUAGGAAAUGACAGUUUCGUGUGUACAUGGUGCUGAGGUACAACAUUAGGACCAACAAGAGGAGCAAGGACCAAGGUGAUGAUGACGCGGGUCUCCUGUAGAACUGGUCUGCACGUGUGUUUCCUCCUGCUGAUGGUGGGGAAACUCCAGGGUAAGGUAUCGGCACCGGAGCGUACCCAAGCCACCGUGGGGAAGCCGUUCACGUUAACCUGCGCCCUUUCGAGGGACAGAGGCGAAUCUGUGAGACAGGUGCGCUGGCUGGAUGUCCAGAACCAGACGCUGCUGAGCUACCAGCCGGGCAACAGGGACAGUGUGAGCGGCCAGCAGCACGUGGAGCUCACCCCGUCUUCCAAGGACACCUCGGCCGUCACCAUCCAGAGGGUGGGCUUCAGGGACGAAGGUUGCUACACUUGCAUCUUUGACAUGGUCCAUUCGGGUCCCAAGCAAGGACGCACCUGCCUGAUUGUCACCGCAUCAGUGACCGUACACGGCAACAAGACGGCCAUCAGCGGCAAGAAGGUGUCCCUCUCGUGCUCCUACGGUUUGCCCGAGAAGGUGCAGCAGGUCACCUGGAGGUACAACUCGGCGCAAGGAGGCCGCUCCUCAGACGUGGCCUCCUUCGCCAAGAGGAGCGACCCCAUGAUAGAGCCUCCUUACCAGGGGAGGGCGUGGCUCAGUGCCUCGCUGUCGGACAGCACGCUCACCAUCCAGCCCGUGGCCAUCCAGGACGAGGGCUGCUACACUUGCCUGUACGGCACGUAUGACGACGGGCCAAAAAGCUCCACCGUGUGCCUCUCCACAUUCGCGCUGCCCAAACCUCAGGUGAUCUACAAGAGCACGUCCUCGGGGCUCAUCGAGGCCAACUGCAGCGCCGUGUCGCGCCCCCCCGUGGAGAUCGUGUGGAAUGUGGAGCAAGACAACCGCACCAUGGGCCCGCCCGUCACCACGCUGCUCCCUCAGGACGACGGCACCACGCUGGUGGUCAGCACGCUCAGCCUGCAGUCGGGCCUGCUGAAGGACGUGUCUGUCAAAUGUCUGGUGCACCACCGAGGCCUGGAGGCCCCCAUCGCUGUCUCCAUGAACACCAAAAUUGGUACGGCCCUGGCCAUCCUCAUCUCAGUCACCACAGUAGCAGCCCUGUUGGUCCUGGCCCUCUGCUUCUGCCUCUGGAAGUGUUUCCUGCGUAAAGACGCUGACUGAUCAUUUCGCUUUGGACCAAAGCAUCUCCAUCACCGCGGCAUUGAGGGAAAACGCCUCCAGUGGAUGUCAAUCACGAUGCUAAAUAAGAUCAACAACACCGCGGCAUUGAGGGAAAACGCCUCCAGUGGAUGUCAAUCACGAUCCUGACAACGAUCAACAACUUUGUGACAUUCAUCUUGGCGUGUGUGUCCGACUCAUGUUUAACCACUCAAAGUGAAAGUGAAAGACAAAAUAAAUGUUCUGGUUUUACUAUCCUAUAUUAUCUUCUGUGUAUUUACAGAAUGCAGACAGCUUUUUCGGAAGCUUAUUACUAAUCUUUUUCUUAUUUGAUUUUGAAAGGUAUUAAGUCCUUUUAACAAAAUGCAAUGAAGUUAACACCAGCUCUUCCUUAUAUGAGCGUGCUCGGGUACAAGCUGUUAGCAGUAUGACCAAUCACAGCGGCGUGGGCGUGACUGGAGAUUUCCAUUUCCAUGCCACCGUUUUGAAAAUCCAAGGAAAUACAACUGGAAUAGGUGCCGAUUCUGGAAGAUCUAGAAAGCUUUCUGUGCAUGUUAUUGUGUGUAGCUGCUCUAAAAGAAGUCCACAACUACCUAUUUACUACACAUGAGAGGCCCAAUCACAUAGCACAGAUCAGUCACCUCAACUACUGCAAACACGCUAGUCAAAGAUCCUCUGUAUGACAGGAGCACUCGGCUGUUUUUAAAGAAGAUAAACAAAAAUGUAUAGUGAUAUUAAUAGUAUGCGCUGCCUCAUAGUCGCUAUUAAAGUAGGACAGAGCCACAUUUUAGGUAACCCAUCCAAACAAGGACAAAUAUAUGACAAAGUACAUUGUGACUGCAGUUGGAAGAAACGCAAUAACUAGAAUAAUGAAGUAUUUUUAAAAAUAAAUACAUAUUUUAUAAAUGUCCAGUGUUGUUUGUGCCAAGUAAAGUGAGUUGUAUUGAAAUAUAAAAAGCAAAUAGCCGUAGCCAGAUGCUUGCAUUCUUUCAUCCUGAGCCAGCAUGACGACUGAUGCUGUACGCUUAUUUUUUUUUCUCACAUAUUUCACAUUUUUCCCACCUUUUUCCGUAUUCGAUGCUGUGACAAGCUAAUAUUUAUUCUGCUUUUUGUCAGACGGUAAAGUUACAGUGAUUUAUAUUACAAAUAAAAAGUACUUUCUAAUAAACCGUAUGACUUGUCAGUGGUGUUGACAACAUUAGGGUUAGAGUGGUUAAAAUGAAAGUUGGGAUUCGGCUUCAGGCUAGCUUUAGCUGUCCGUUGUCAGGUAUGAUGACUCCUCCCUCAGUGAGACCGUUUCCUGCCCUUCCACACAUAAUUAGCAACAACAUAUUUAACACCUCGUACAUGAGAUCUGACAUAUUCAGUAUUCAUCCAACACUUCUCUAUGCAGUUGCUGGCCCGGUCCAUUCGCUGGGACACUGAGGGCACGAAUGGAACGCAUUAUGUACGCCUUUGUGAUGUCAAUGUGAUCCUGAUGUGUCCAUUUGUUUGCUUUGUCUUGAUCUAAUCUAAUCUAAUCUUUUGUUCUGCAGAAAAAAAGAUAGAAACAACCGAGGAGCUGAUAAUUGGUUCAUGUUGCAUAUUUCUUUUUUUCUGUCCACAAACAUAUUUUUUAACAAUAGCGCCUUCUGGUGUUACUUUAUGGUAUAAGAUAGAUACAUCACAA
Messenger RNA from Doryrhamphus excisus (bluestripe pipefish), 2955 nucleotides. RefSeq names its product OX-2 membrane glycoprotein. Gene Ontology annotation, cellular component: neuronal cell body; axon; cell surface. The record is from RefSeq and is a predicted model, not a curated record. Gene Ontology annotation, molecular function: cell-cell adhesion mediator activity. NCBI's taxonomy places the organism in Eukaryota, Metazoa, Chordata, Actinopteri, Syngnathiformes, Syngnathidae. Gene Ontology annotation, biological process: negative regulation of neuroinflammatory response; heterotypic cell-cell adhesion.